CUUCUCAUAAGAGAAAAUGGUAUCGAAACUCGGAGAUAUGCCUUCCUUCUUGAGCCCGGAGUUAGGUGUCAACGAUGUUACGAAUACCAUGAUGUGCCUGCUGGGAGAAUGGUCGGACAAAUCGGGGGCCGACUUUGGAAGUCGGAGGUCUCGGCCACCAGUGGGCCAGUGGACUGGUUCAUGUCGAAAAGGUGGUGUCCAAUGUGAUACGAACGGUCAAAGAGUAAUAUGGCCAUGGCGAUCGGACCUACAUUUAUUCAUUCCUUCGUUAACUCCGGUCUAUCGUUCAUUUAAAGUCCUAAUACCCUCACUCUUCCUGCUGCGUUAGUUGCGAACCGCUCAUGUCCCGAUAUAAGUCUUCCAUACAACGACUGCUCAAGCAGCGCAGUUUCCACCGUACAGCAUUGGUGUCGUCCAGUAUGACUUCCGCGAUCUUGUAUUCCGCGACAAUAUCCCCGGCGAAAAUUACGGGGGCGGUGCCGGAAGAUGCCCCGGAAUUGGAGCACCAUUUGAAGGGGAAGAAGGGGUUCAGGAAUCCGUGGACAUCGUGGAAGGACAUCACGUUUUGGGGUGCGCUCAAACUCAUAUUCACAGGUGGAAUACCCAAUCCAGAUACCACACAGUGUACGAUCCCAGUUCGCAAGCCUCAAUUCCCCACCACCCGCGAAACCUCCACUCUCCGUGCAACCUGGCUCGGCCACGCCUCCUUCUACGUCGAGUUCCCCUCGGGCUUCCGCGCGCUCUUCGACCCCGUCUUCGAACCCCGGUGUUCGCCCGUGAGCUUCUUGGGACCCAAACGCUACACGCCUCCGCCCGUGGAGGUCGAGGACAUCCCGAUCAUCGACGCGGUGAUCAUCUCGCACAACCACUAUGACCACCUCUCGCUGCCGACGCUGACGAAGAUCAAGGAGCUGCAUCCGAACGUACAGUUCUUCGCGCCGCUGGGGAAUAAGGAGUGGUUUGUGAGCUGCGGGUUCCAUAAUAUUACGGAAUUGGACUGGUGGGAGAGUCGGGAUGUGAAGUUGUCGUCGACGGCGAAGCCGGCGGUGGCGAAGGUGGGGCAUGAUUUGGCUGGAGAUCAGGGACAGAAUGGGAUUGUGCCCGACAUUGAGGCGACGAUUGGGUGCCUGCCGUGCCAGCAUAUCAGUUCCCGGACGCCAUUUGACCGAGGGCAUACGCUCUGGGGAUCGUGGAGCGUUGAGAGCGGUGGCAAGAAGCUCUGGUUCGGAGGUGACACUGGCUACCGCGGCGUCCCCUCCCUCCCUCCAAGCGAAGACGACUACGGCCCAGAGCACGACUAUCCCCACUGCCCCGCCUUCAAAUCUAUCGGUGAACUCCGCGGGCCGUUCGACCUAGGACUCAUCCCCAUCGGCGCCUACGAGCCACGACAUUUCAUGUCGCCGAUGCACGCGAAUCCAUACGACAGCGUCAACAUCUUCAUCGACACGCAGUGCAAGAAAGCGCUCGGGAUGCACUGGGGCACUUGGGUAUUGACGGGCGAGGAGGUGAUGCAGCCGCCGGAGGUGUUGAAGAAGGCGAUGGCGUGGAAGGGGUUGCCAGAGACGGGAGUGUUUGAUGUGUGUGAUUUGGGAGAGACGAGGGAGUUUGAGGAAGAGCAAUCGGUUGCGAAGUUAUGAUGCGCUCGUUCAAUGACAUAGAGGUCCUUCAUCACGACUGGUUGAAGGCAGGUUGGAUAGGGUGUUGGCCAGUGGAGGACUCGGCUGUGAUACCCAACUUUUAUUUUAUACAAAUUGCUAAUAUCUCUCACCAGGAUUUCCCGGCUCCUAGCUGUUAUAUCCAACUCAAACGCUCUUUAAUCCCAUAAUAACGCCUGCUCCACCAAUCUCCACCAACUCCUCCUCCUCACCCUCACAACUCUGCAAACACCACCCCCAUCACCACCAUCAUCACCAUCGCCACCACCGGCACCCUCCAUGCCACCACCGGCACCCUCCAUGCCACAUCCAUCUUCUCCGCCGCCCCCGUCCCCCCUCCCUGCUCUACCAC
Eremomyces bilateralis CBS 781.70 is the source of this 2007-nucleotide messenger RNA. Its product is annotated as Metallo-hydrolase/oxidoreductase. Bases 420 to 1637 code for a protein of 405 amino acids. Gene Ontology annotation, molecular function: N-acylphosphatidylethanolamine-specific phospholipase D activity. Lineage: Eukaryota; Fungi; Ascomycota; Dothideomycetes; Eremomycetales; Eremomycetaceae. Gene Ontology annotation, cellular component: membrane-bounded organelle; cytoplasm. Gene Ontology annotation, biological process: N-acylethanolamine metabolic process; N-acylphosphatidylethanolamine metabolic process. The record is from RefSeq and is a predicted model, not a curated record. The transcript has 3 exons.